GCUUGCUAGAAAGCAGCACCCGGCUGAAGCCUCACGAAGCCCAGAACUACAGAAAGAAGGCGUUGUGGGUGUCUUGGUUCUCCAUUAUCGUCACAUUGGCCCUUGCCGUGGCUGCGUUCACUGUCUCCGUUAUGAGGUACAGCGCCUCUGCUUUUGGGUUUGCAUUUGACGCCAUCUUGGACGUCUUGUCGUCGGCGAUUGUCCUGUGGCGUUAUAGCAAUGCGGCUGCUGUACACUCUGCCCAUAGAGAGUACAUAGCCUGUGUCAUCCUGGGGGUGAUAUUCCUUCUGUCAUCCAUAUGUAUAGUGGUCAAGGCCAUCCAUGACCUCUCAACCAGGCUGCUCCCAGAAGUGGAUGAUUUCCUGUUCAGUGUUUCCAUUUUAAGCGGGAUCCUGUGCAGCAUCCUGGCUGUGCUGAAGUUCAUGCUGGGGAAGGUUCUGACCAGCAGAGCCCUUAUAACAGACGGCUUUAACUCCCUCGUGGGCGGUGUGAUGGGCUUCUCCAUUCUCCUGAGCGCGGAAGUGUUCAAGCACAACUCGGCGGUCUGGUACCUGGACGGCAGCAUCGGGGUGCUGAUUGGCCUCACCAUAUUUGCCUACGGGGUCAAGCUCCUCAUCGACAUGGUGCCAAGGGUAAGGCAGACGCGUCACUACGAGAUGUUUGAAUGAAGGUGACCAAGGGGCCAGCAUGGUCCCCAUCUGCAUGAAGAUUGUCAAAGUGACCAGAGGUUUCCAUGUAGGCGGACGGUGCCAACAUUUAACUGAACAUCCAGUUUCUUUUUUGGAAGUUUUCUUUCAUACAGUUUGUCAUCACGGGCCAAGGUCUGCCCAGGCGUGGAUCUGCCCCACAUCCGUCACAUACACUACGACAAUGCUCAGAGAAGGGGACCCGCUCCCCCAUCUGGAGCCGGAACUGACGUUUUCUAUAUUGUGGAGUAAAGGCGUUCUUGUGGGUUGGGAAAGAGCCCAUCCGUGGUGCUCUGAGUCUGAAAUGGAUAGCAACUGACAGCCCUCCUCUCUGUAAGUGUGUGUGGCCCCCGCCACCACCUAGUUCCAAAGUCUCUCCUGGCAGAUUUUAAGGGAAGACCAUGCCCUUUUGUCACUCAUCCCUAUACAAAGCCCAAACCAUCAGUGUUUCCUUCCUGAUUUCUAUCAAUAUACUUCAUUAGUUUCAUACUGUUUUACUAAUCCUAAACCUAAACAGAUUUGUUCAAAAGGAGACCAUUCUAUUUUUUAAAGUACUUAGUGAUACACACGAGCUUUGCAUGGACGAGCUAAAUAAGCACAUAACCCUUUCUCAUAUGUCCAGAACUUGCACAUCCAUGUAAAAACAGGAUCCAUUUUUGAGAGAUAUGAAACUACAGUUUAUUUGUAAUAAAUGAUAUAAUCCGUAUAUGCAUAUAUCUAUAUGCUGUGGUAAGUGGUAAUGGUACAUUACAGUCUGUGAGAUGGUUUACUCCUCUGUAAGGAACGAGACGUUCUCACUGAUGUCACGUUAGGUGUAGAUUCCGUAGACAUGUCCUCCUGCCCUGCAACGUUCUGUACCUCUCACAGUGCUGCCUGCCCGGGCAGCAGUGUCUGGACAAUAAAGACCUUUACCUGUUUUGUAUGGUA
Molecule: messenger RNA, 1613 nt
Organism: Chinchilla lanigera (long-tailed chinchilla)
Lineage: Eukaryota; Metazoa; Chordata; Mammalia; Rodentia; Chinchillidae
Gene: Tmem163
Product: transmembrane protein 163
Cellular component (GO): synaptic vesicle membrane
Molecular function (GO): zinc ion binding
Source: RefSeq, a predicted model, not a curated record